AAAUAGAAUAGGAACAUCCCCACAUUUGCAAAUUGCAAGCAUAACUAGUCUUCAUUCCUCACUCUUUCAUCUUCACACAUACAGUAAGUAGCUAUAAAGAAAGCAUGAUUGAAUGUUUAGCUAGCUGGUUAACCCCCACAGUUCUCUUCUGUUUGUUGAAUCUCAUGAUUGGAACUAUUUUCAUUACUUCAAAUCUCAAAACUGAUAAAAAACUCAUCACCACAACAACUCCAUCUCUGUUACAUCGAGUCAACUCCUUUAAUUUCUCUUUCCCUGAGAAUCCAUUUUUCUCCCAUAACUCACAACUCGACCCUACUCCGUCUCUGCUACAACGGACAAAGUCCAUCAAAUUCUCUUUCUCACGGCCCGACCCAAUUCCCCAAUACGAUGAUGAUCAAAUUGAACCGCAGAUAGAAGUGAGUCACGUGACAAGAAGUAAACCUGCCACGUGCACGGAGGUGAAAGUACAAACGAGGACGAUAUUGGUGAAAUCGGCAAGUGAGAAGAAGAUGCCGGUGGUGACGGAGAUGGAUUUGCGGCGACCGGCGACGACGAGGGAAAGAGUGACGUCGUCGUUAGGGGAAGAUGAAGCAGUUGAUAAGAAAGCUGAUGAUUUCAUUAAUAAGUUUAGGCAACAGUUGAAGUUACAGAGGCUUCAUUCUAUUCUUAGGUACAAUCAAAUGUUGAACAGAGGUGAACCAUCCAAUUAAAUUCCCACAAACAUACCCUUACUUUUUA
This is a messenger RNA of Solanum tuberosum (potato), 738 nucleotides long. RefSeq lists its product as uncharacterized. NCBI's taxonomy places the organism in Eukaryota, Viridiplantae, Streptophyta, Magnoliopsida, Solanales, Solanaceae. The transcript has a single exon. Bases 105 to 710 code for a protein of 201 amino acids. The record is from RefSeq and is a predicted model, not a curated record.